Molecule: messenger RNA, 3502 nt
Organism: Anneissia japonica
Lineage: Eukaryota; Metazoa; Echinodermata; Crinoidea; Comatulida; Comatulidae
Product: fibulin-1-like
Exons: 16
Coding region: 170-2797 (875 amino acids)
Cellular component (GO): extracellular region
Molecular function (GO): calcium ion binding
Source: RefSeq, a predicted model, not a curated record
CUCACUUCAGAAGUACUGUAACUUCUGAAUCACAGUUAAGAAUUGGAGUUUGCAAGGGUUAGAAGCAACUGCUCAAGUUAAGCUGGCUUGAUUUCUCAUAGAGAGAUUUUAUCAGCAGGAAUUUUGUUUUGAACUUUCCCAAUUGGAGCCCAAUAGAUAACUGUUGGUAAUGAUGCAUCGAUUUGGACAUCUUUUGGUUGUCUUUGGACUUUUUAUGAAUUAUGGUGAAGGUAAAGAGGCCAGUGCAAUUCAGAGCAUAAUGACAAGAUGCUGCAGUCUUGGUGAGGAGUUUGGAACUACUAAUUUGCACUGCGAAUCAUACGAUAACGUCGUAGGCAUAGCGGAAUCUGACCGUAUAUCUUGUGAAAAUAUUUUUAGCUCAUGCUGCAGGAGGUCGUUAGAAGUAACAUAUUGCGAUCGAGGAAUAAGCGACUAUAAACAAAUAGAAACGUGUGUGUAUGCAGGCAUUCUCUCUUCAUCUUGCUACAAUAUUCAAGAUGAGCAAUGUUGCAAAUGUUGUCGACUUGGAACAGAAGCGAGGGAACAAGGGAUGGACUGCAAUGCCGAUAUACCGGACUUGGGAACACUUUGUAGGAGAGCGUUUAUGUCUUGUUGCGUAGAUGGAGCUGCCGGGAAUAUUCCAGAUCCUACCGCUACAACUAUCAAUGGAAUGAAUGAGUGUCUGGCACCAGGAGUUUGCCAGCACCGCUGCAUUGAUACGCCAGACUCCUACCGCUGCGAAUGUAAUCCCGGAUACAUCCUUCAAUCAGAUCGCAUUACUUGUGUUCCUGUUAAUGGCGAUAGAUGUUCUACUUCGCCAUGUGAGCACCAGUGUACUGACACAGGCGACCGGGUCAUCUGCACUUGCGACGCAGGCUACAUACUACAGUCUGAUGGAAGAUCCUGCAGUGACAUUGAUGAAUGCCAGGAUUCGAGGACUUGUCAACUGGGUGAGACUUGCAUUAAUGAAGUUGGAUCAUUCCGCUGCGAAAGAAGUUCUUUUUUCUCAGAUAUUAAUGAGUGUGUACAAAACAUAAAUGCGUGCUCCCAGGGAUCUCGCUGUGAGAAUAGUCCCGGCAGCUACAAGUGUACACGCAUAACACCAUGUGGCACUGGAUACACGGUGAACGCUCUCACCCAGCUCUGUGAUGAUAUUGACGAGUGUGCGCUUGGCACCCAUACUUGUACUGUAAAAGAAAGGUGCAUCAACUAUAGAGGUCGUUUCAGGUGUGAGAACUGCCGCAGAGGGUUCAAAGUUGACGGAAGUAACCAGUGUACCAUUGACAUUAAUGAGUGUGAGGAAGAGGCCAAUGCUUGUCGCUCAAAUACCAUUUGUCAGAAUACCAUUGGAGGAUACCAAUGUCGGAGAAGGUGCCCAACAGGAUAUAAGUAUGAUGAAGUUGGCCAGAACUGUGUCGAUGUUGAUGAGUGCGCAGAACAAACGCAUAACUGUUUAGUUGGUCAGAAUUGUGUAAACAGACAAGGAAGCUUUUCUUGUCAGUGUCCACAAGGAUAUACUGCCAACAGGAUCACAGGCAGAUGUGAAGAUGUGGAUGAGUGCCAGCGACGAGUGUGCCAACACAAAUGUACCAACACACCAGGCAGCUUCCAAUGCUCAUGUAACGAUGGCUUUGAACUCAACACAGAUGGUAGAACUUGUAAAGACCGGGACGAAUGUUCCAUCUCAAGCCCAUGUCAGCAGCGCUGUAUGAACACGUAUGGUUCAUACCGAUGCUAUUGUGAGCGUGGAUAUAGAACAAGAGAGGAUGGAAGCUGUGUAGAUAACGAUGAAUGCAGUUUAUUUGCCGGUAGAGGGCGUCUGUGUGGUGGAAUCUGCUACAAUACACUCGGAUCAUAUGAAUGCCGAUGUCCUGCUGGAUAUAUUCUGCAAUCUGAUCGUAGAACUUGUAAAGACAAAGAUGAAUGUGCUCUAGGUCUGGAUAACUGUGGUUCUGAACACACCUGUUUCAAUAUCGGGGGAAGCUUCAAGUGCAACUACGUACAAUGUCCCCCUUACUUCACUAAAGAUAACAGCAAAUGUAUCCGCCGUUUGUGUGCUAUUGAUGACCCAGUAUGCAUCAGCCAACCAACAUCGAUCACUUACACUUACCUCUCAUGGUAUUCGUUACCAACUGUACCGGCAAUGGUCUACCGUCUAACAGCGACUCCGCAAGCGGGCUACACAUAUGAGUUCACUCUGAAUAAAGGCAAUGAAAGAGGUGAAUUUGAUUUGAGGGCCGUGUACAACGUUGGAACUCUUAAUAUGAUUACCUCAAUCAUGGGCCCAAGAGAAAUUGAACUGGAGUUGGAGUUAAAGAUGUUUUACAUGGACACUCUGCGAGGACGGAAUAUUGCUCGAAUCUUCCUUUAUAUUUCAAAAUAUAACUAUGCUGGAUACGGAGAUGUGCAGAGAUGCAUACGGAACUUAGCUGCGUGCCCACAGGGUGAUGUCUCUUGCCUUUUGAAUAAAACAUCUGUUAUCUCGUACAACUACUUAGCAUUGCCAUCAAUUCCAGCACUUCGGCCUGGCAAUCAGAUACGUCUUAUCAGCAUGCAGCCAACAUCACUCUCCAGUACGAGUGCAGUAUACUACCAGAUACUCUCUGGCAAUGAGCAUACAUACUUUGCUGUUAUCAAGGCAGGGACCAUAGGAACAUUGUACUUGGUGAAAGCAGUCGAAGGUCCAUAUGAAACAGAGAUCAAAUUAGAGAUGAGUACAUACAACCGAGCAAUGGCACUUGUCUACCGGUCAAUAGCUGUAAUCAAGAUUCACGUUUCAGAGUAUGAUUUCAUGUGAUGGAAUAAAUUAUAACAGAUUAAGUCCACAUUAGAAACAACAGCUAUUGAGAUUAUGGGACCAUACAGUAGCUUUACAGAUUUUCUAAAAUGUAAAUUCUGCAGUCAUAUAUGUAAAUAUGUUCGAUUUGACAUUUGCCAUGACCUAAAGGAAGGGAUUGAUUCACAAGGAUGGCCAAAAAUCUUUACAAUUUUAUCAAUCAAAAAUUAUGAUACAAUAUAUUUUUUCUUGGAAAUGGAGGUACAAAUGGUAAAAAAUAUUAAUAAGCAGUAAUAUUAAAAUAAUGACACCCAGGGCUGAAGUAUUAUGUUAUUUUAUUUUAAAAGAAUAAAAAAUAGAUGUAAAAAUUAUUUUUUUAAAUAUUAAAAAUUGAUGACCAAAUUUGUAUCCAAUUAUGGACUAAAUGCUGGAGUAAGAUUUAUUAGUGGUCCCAUUUCAAGUAAUCUUGGGUCCCCUCUAAGCGCUUACUGUCAUGGAGGAGGCUUUGCUGGCAAAUGUAAGCAAGAUUAUUCUGUUAAGUAGUAAACUAAAAACAGUUAACAGUUUUUCUGCCUCUGAACACACCCAAAAAAUGAAGAAGAGUACUAAACAUGUCAUUUUUGUCAGGACAAAAAUGUAAAAUUUUACUUUGAUUGGUUGGUUGUGGUGUUUGUUCAUUUCCCUCGCAGGUCCGAUGGAUCAGUUACAGUUUCUGUUUACAUACUU